Molecule: messenger RNA, 1546 nt
Organism: Malus domestica (apple)
Lineage: Eukaryota; Viridiplantae; Streptophyta; Magnoliopsida; Rosales; Rosaceae
Source: RefSeq, a predicted model, not a curated record
UUUGAAUGGUUUUAAUAUGGUCUUUGAGAAGUCUCUGCUAUGCACUUUAACCCUUGAUGAGUACCUAGAUUUGUACCUCAUCCGCGUAGAUGGCUUAAGAAGAAGAAUAUCAUGCGCUGUUGAAAGAGAGCAUGGCUUGGAGUAUUCAUUAAUCAGGGAAACCUUUCAGAUGUCGCGGUUGAUCACUCGUCGUAGGAGUGUGACCAAUGCGCCUCCCGCAUUAUCACCAUCUACUGCUCCGGCCGUGAGUGCUCCAUUGAUUGGGGAGCCUACACCUUUCAUUGAGGCUACUGCUACGACAUCCCAGGUGCCAUUAUCAUCGACGUCAUCAGUGUCCGUUCAGUUUCUCAAUGCACGGCGGCCUCACCGGCGCCGCCGUGAUUCAGAGUCUUCUAUUCACAGUUCCUCGUCAUCCAGAGUCGAGGAUGGGGGCUCCCCUCCAGCUAAAAAAAACACCAGGGGGCCUAAUCGAAUGCUGAAGGCGGCACAAAUGGUACGUCUGUCCGCCUCCUUGAUCAAGAUUGCAUAUGACUCGCGACAUCGUGGAGCGGCUACCUCACAGCAACAUAGUAUCGUCGUUACUAGCUGUGGUUAUGUUAUUAAAAAUUGUUGUCCUAUGCAAUGGAAAUCUUGGGCAGAAAUUCCCGAGGAGACGAAGAUACUGGUGCGAGACAAGUUGUCGGUCAAUUUUGAUUUUAAGGACAUAUCCCCCGAGGUCAUCACCUACUUAGAUGAGACCUUUGCAAACCGGUACAAAAAUUGGAAGAGCGAUCUUCAUGCGCAUUUUAAGAUAUGGGGUGAUGUGGAGACUGCUCGCCUACAGGGUUGCCCAUCCGAGUUGGCGGACCGGCGAGAGGAUUGGGAGUGGCUUUGCAACCAUUUUACGGACCCAAAAUUUGUGAAGAAAUCUAUUGCUGGCAAGAUUGCUCGGGAGUCAAAGACACUUCUCCACCAUUCCGGUUCGAAACCCUUUUCGUAUAGGCUUGAGGCACGACGUGAGGAGGGUUCUAAGUUCCCAGAGAUCGACGUGUUCAAUGACGUUUACGUUCAACCUGGCGAUGAGAGACCAGCUUCUAUGGUGGAAAAGCGUGAUGUUGUUCUCCAAGAAGCAACAUCGCAACUUCCCCCGGAUACCCCGAUUGAGGACGUCACUGUAUCCGAUGAUGCAGGUUUUGAGAUCAUGACUGAGGUCCUGAAUCAGAAGUUCGGUCGUCGUCAUGGCAAAGUUGUUCGGGGCAUGGGGAAGGCGCGUGUUCGUGAAACGGGUGCCUCCUCUUCCAGAUCGACCACAGGAGAGGUCAAUGCUCUGAAGGAGGAAGUGACAACCUUAAAAGGUCAGCUUGUAGCCCAGAAUGAGCAGAUGAAGGUUCAGAACGAGCAGUUGAGGGCCGAGAACGAGCAGAUGAAGGCUCAGGUUAGGACCCAUGACGACAAGAUGAAUAUGAUUCUACAGGCCUUAGCGAUAUCCGGUCUUCAAAUCCAGAUGCCAUCACCUGAUCUUGUUCCACCUUCGACUUCCCAGCCAUUUCAUCCAACUGAUACCUAG